Messenger RNA from Ictalurus punctatus (channel catfish), 3726 nucleotides. It is a transcript of the gene chuk, whose product is annotated as component of inhibitor of nuclear factor kappa B kinase complex. The record is from RefSeq and is a predicted model, not a curated record. Bases 465 to 2735 code for a protein of 756 amino acids. Gene Ontology annotation, molecular function: IkappaB kinase activity; ATP binding. NCBI's taxonomy places the organism in Eukaryota, Metazoa, Chordata, Actinopteri, Siluriformes, Ictaluridae. Gene Ontology annotation, cellular component: cytoplasm; IkappaB kinase complex. The transcript is spliced from 22 exons. Gene Ontology annotation, biological process: peptidyl-serine phosphorylation; tumor necrosis factor-mediated signaling pathway; positive regulation of transcription by RNA polymerase II.
CAUGCGCACUACACUUGUUUCGAUUUCGGCUGGAGUACUAACGUUAGCUAGGUAGCUUAUCUGUGCUGUGGUUGUCAGCAGCGCGUAGUAGAGUGUUCUUUGUUUUCCGUAUUAAUUUAUACCUACUUUCUGAUUAAUCUUCACCUUAAACGGCUUUUCUUUUACAAAUGGUGUCAUGGGAAGUUGACCUCGCUAGCUAGGUCGCCUGCUGUAGUUAGCAUCAUUGCUAAUUGAUUGGCUGCGGGGCGUAACAUCAAGUUGUUUACGUAUAGCUAUCUAAGCCAGCUAAUUGUUUCUCAAGUUAUCCUUUUGAGGACUCGCUGUAUAAUCAAAAAUGAAAUGGAUAUCGUAGUUAUUUUCUAUGAAACAACACCUUCAGUUCUCAAGUUCUUCAAAUCUCGGCAUUACAUUGGGUUGGUUCUAUCAAGCUAGCAACAUAGACUGGUAACUCAAGCUUAGCAAAGAUGGAGAAACCUCCUUUCAAACAGACUCAAUGCUGUGGAGCUUGGGCAAUGAAAGAGAGAUUGGGAACCGGAGGCUUUGGUCAUGUCUAUCUGUAUCAGCAUCAGGAAACAUCUGAGAAAAUUGCUGUGAAACUCUGUCGGCUUGAACUCAACGCGAGGAACAAAGACAGAUGGAGUCGAGAGAUCCAGAUAAUGAAAAAAUUGAACCACCUGAAUGUAGUGACAGCAAGGGAUGUACCUGAAGAGAUGGAACACAUUGCCUUGAAUGACUUGCCUCUUUUAGCCAUGGAGUACUGUUCCAGGGGAGACCUUCGUAAGUUAUUAAGCAAACCUGAGAAUUGCUGUGGACUAAAAGAAAGCGAGGUGCUAUCUUUACUCAAUGAUGUUGGUUCGGGAAUUCAGUAUCUUCAUGCAAACAAAAUCAUUCACAGAGACUUAAAACCAGAGAAUAUAGUACUUCAGGAAAUCAACGGAAAGCUUGUUCACAAGAUAAUAGACCUGGGCUAUGCAAAAGAUCUGGAUCAAGGGAGCCUUUGCACAUCGUUUGUGGGCACUCUGCAGUAUCUGGCCCCAGAGUUAUUCGAGAGCAAACCCUACACAGUCACUGUGGACUACUGGAGCUUUGGCACAAUGAUUUUCGAGUGUAGUUGCGGUUUUCGUCCAUUUCUACAUAACCUGCAACCUGUGCAAUGGACAAGCAAAGUACGUAACAAAGGCCCAAAGGACAUCAUGGCUGUAGAAGAUAUGAAUGGAGAAGUCAGAUUUUCAAGUCAUCUUCCUUACCCCAAUAAUCUCAGCAGCACAUUGUUGGAGCCUUUGGAGUGUUUGCUACAGUUGAUGCUUAAGUGGGAUCCAGUUCAGAGGGGAGGAAUAAUACACCCUGAUACUAAACAACCACAGUGCUUCGCACAACUUGAUCAAAUACUGAACAUGAAGGUCGUGCACAUCUUGAACAUGACCACAACUGGGGUUCAUUCUUUCCGUCUGAGCCCUGAGGAGACCCUUCACUCCUUGCAGCAGAGCAUUGAGAAUAUGACAAAAAUUGAACAAGGGAAUCAAGAGCUUCUGCAGGAGACGGGAGUCAUGCUGGAUCCGAGAAAGCCUGCAGCACAAUGUGUUCUGGAUGGAGUUCGAGGAUGGGACAGCUACAUAGUGUAUCUGUUUGAUAAGAGCCUAACCAAGUACACUGGACCAUUUACUGCCAGGCCUCUUCCAGAGAGCGUGAACUUCAUUGUACGCGAGACCAAGACCCAGCUGCCCUUGAAUGCCCUUAAGAAAGUUUGGGGUGAGGCAGUGAGCUACAUCUGUGGCCUCAGGGAGGACUACAGUCGCCUUUUCCAGGGCCAAAGAGCUGCUAUGUUGAGCCUUCUUCGGUACAACACCAACCUCACUAGAUACAAGAAUCUGAUGUUUUCAUGUUCACAGCAGUUAAAAGCCAAGCUUGAUUUCUUUAAGAGUAGUAUCCAGUAUGAUCUGGAGAAGUACAGUGAUCAGAUGCAAUACGGAAUAUCUUCCGAAAAGAUGCUCAAGGCAUGGCAGGAAAACGAAGAGAAAGCUGCUGCAUUUGGACAGGUUGCAGAGAUUGGCCAUCUAGAUGAAGAGAUUAUGGCCUUGCACUCUGAGAUUGUGGAGCUUCAGAGAAGUCCUUAUGCCCGGCGCCAAGGAGAUGUCAUGGAGCAGCUUGAGGAGAAAGCCAUUGAACUCUACAAACAACUGAAAGCAAAAUGCAAAAUGAAUGACUCUCAGCAUGGCUACAGUGACAGUUCUGAGAUGGUGAAAGUAAUUGUUCAGACUGUACAGAAUCAAGACAAAGUAUUGAAGGAUCUCUAUGCACAUCUCAGUAAAAUUCUGCAGAGCAAACAAAAGAUUAUUGAAUUGUUCCCGAAGAUUGAAAAAACUCUAGAGAACAUUAAGGAGGCAGAUGGCACUGUUAUGCAGAUGCAGAUGAAGCGACAGAGGGAAUUCUGGCACUUACUGAAGAUUGCAUGUGCGCAGAACACCACUCGUAGCCAGAGUGCAGAUGUAUCAUCUUCUCUCUCAGUCUGGCCUCAGCAUCCUCAGCAGCCCUGCUCUCCACGCCUUCCCAUGUCACUUCCAGCUCCACAUGACACUGAAACGCUUAACCAGCUUCUGGAGGAGAAUCAGAAGUACUUAAGCCAGCUCACAAGUCUGCUGCAGGAGACAGCUGAGGAGAAAUCAGAGAGUAUAAUGGAUCAAGACUGGAGCUGGACUAAAUAUGAAUCCUUGUUUGCAAAACUACAACCUUUAUAAAUUUUAUUUAUGUUAUGCUAAUCUUCACCUGAUUGGAUUUCUCUUGGCACAUAUGGGUUUUCAUCAUAGUAAUCUGUUUUAUAGUGCUGUGGCAACAUAAUGACACAUAUUUAAAGAUGUAUUUUUAAUGGGCCUAAUGCCACCUUAUACAAGAAAAGCUUAUACAAAGCUGUUCUCAAACCAGGUGUCAGGGCAUGCCAGACAGUCCAGGUUUUUUACUCUAUCUAUCAUGCAACACAGGAAUAGAGCUAGAAAAUGUGUACUGUCCCAGAGGCCGUGAGUACUGGUUUGAGAACCUCUGCUUUAAAUACAUAAGUAUUUAUUUAUUACAAAGCAACUUAAUCUACUCUGUAUGGGCCGAUUGUAUGUGGAUUUGGUGUCUUUCUAUUGUUCAGCAUCUGCACUUUAGAGGCUCACUGUGAAUGUUGGAUUUUUUCCGCCAUGACAGAGCAUUGGACUGUAAAAGUCAGGAGUGAUAUUCUUGAAAGACAAAAUUACUGAACGAAACAAGUCACAGAAUUGAAACAACACAAACGUCAGAAUCUAGCCCUGGAACGCUGUUUCUAAUUUAAAUCCUCCUCCUAUCCAUGAAUUUAGCAGUUGUCCAUGACAACAAGCCCAUGACUGGCAAGUUGUUGUGUGGCUGUGGAGAAGGAAACUGAAGGUGCUGAAGUUAUUUAAAUUUUUGUUUUUGGUAAAUGAAAGAAGUGUCAUAGUGUCAUCAGUGCAAUGCCUGUAGGAAGGCCUGUUAAGUGUCAGUUUGGGGAUGUAAGAACGUCACUAUACGUCUUGGUUCUCUGUUGUUUUUGAGAAUGUAGGAUCUUCUUUUUGAUAAUCUACUCUGAACACAAGGUUGCCAUUUUAACAGUUCAUUAUGUUAUUUCAUCAGAUAAUGUUUGACACAUACUGAUAAGUUGUUCAAUUUUCUUAACCGAAAUGUUCGAGUUCACUGGUUUAUUGUACAUUGAAAAUAAAAGUAAUUAAAAUGUUA